Marasmius oreades (fairy-ring Marasmius) is the source of this 1332-nucleotide messenger RNA. RefSeq lists its product as uncharacterized. Gene Ontology annotation, molecular function: protein binding. The transcript has 5 exons. Gene Ontology annotation, biological process: protein import into peroxisome matrix. Gene Ontology annotation, cellular component: peroxisomal matrix; cytosol. The record is from RefSeq and is a predicted model, not a curated record. Bases 13 to 1047 code for a protein of 344 amino acids. Lineage: Eukaryota; Fungi; Basidiomycota; Agaricomycetes; Agaricales; Marasmiaceae.
AUUAAUACAUCCAUGAACAGACCCCCUCCAGCACUCCUUCAGACACCAGGUUUUGCUCACUAUGCCCUCAAAUGGUCUCCUUUUCACGGUAACAGGCUUGUGCUAGCCUCUUCCGCUAAUUUUGGCUUGGUCGGCAAUGGACGGCUACAUCUGGUUUCGCUGAUACCGGGUCCUGGAGGUUUACCGACCAUCAAACUCGAUAAAUAUUUCGAGACGCAAGAUGGUUUAUACGAUGUUGCUUGGUCCGAGGUUCACGAGAAUCAAGUUGUGACGGCGUCUGGCGAUGGUUCUAUCAGGAUGUGGGAUAUCAUGCUAAACGAUCUAGCAAUUGCAGCUUGGCAUGAACACACCCGUGAAGUCCUCUCCGUUGACUGGUCCAAUGUCAAAAAAGACACCUUCGCUUCCGCUUCUUGGGACGGAAACAUUAAAGUGUGGACGCCAGACCGACCACGAUCCCUGCUAACGUUACAAGCUCACUCGUCUUGUGUAUAUUCAGCCUUAUUCUCCCCACAUCAUCCCGACAUUCUUGCAAGUUGCUCCACCGAUGGGACUGUGAAGAUAUUCGAUUUACGAGCACCGGCGUACGCAUCCAACACCAACUCAUAUACAAAACCUUUAUCUGCGGCCGCUUUGACUGUACCCGCAUCAGGAAGCGAAGUCCUCUCAUUAGACUGGAACAAGUACAAAACCUUUACCAUCGCUUGUGGUGGCGUUGACAAAACGAUUAAGGUCUGGGAUUGUCGAAUGAUCAAGAUGGGAGAGACGGGAUUGGUUGGUGGCGCCUGUGAGACGACUCUCCUUGGGCAUGAAUAUGCUGUGAAAAAAGUCCAAUGGAGUCCUCAUCAUGGUGACUUGCUAGCAAGCGCAAGUUACGAUAUGACAUGUCGGGUAUGGAACACCAUGCCAGUCGCUCCUGUGUCCCAACUAGUGUACAUCCACGACGGGCAUACCGAGUUUGUUGCAGGUUGCGCGUGGUCAUUGUAUGAAGAAGGCUUUCUCGCCAGCUGUGGUUGGGAUGGCCGGCUUGCAUUAUAUAGACCAAUCUAACCACCGCGUUUGUACUAACACUCUUCUAGCGGAUGAUACAGUAGAAUACAUAUGUUUAAAUACAUGUAAGAGCGAAAGCACAUUAAAAGCUUGUAACAAACAGGAGAAUAAGAGCAUAGUGCUACAUAAAACGGUCCAUAUCAAAUUUUAAGGUGUUAGGUUGUCCUUCUCCGUAGAAAUCUUAGCGUCUAUUGGAGGAGUGAGAGUGUUCGAAAUAAUAAUAAUCAAAAUCGAAAACCAAGGCAUUCUUUCAUCGACUGCGAUAAUUAUUCACGUCAUCCAAUA